Messenger RNA from Stereum hirsutum FP-91666 SS1, 954 nucleotides. RefSeq lists its product as uncharacterized. The record is from RefSeq and is a predicted model, not a curated record. The transcript has 4 exons. NCBI's taxonomy places the organism in Eukaryota, Fungi, Basidiomycota, Agaricomycetes, Russulales, Stereaceae. The coding region runs from base 1 to 954 and encodes 317 amino acids.
AUGGCCACAGGCUCCAACGAGUACGGACUCGUCCGCGAUUCGUUUCCCAACAACAUCGCGCGAUCCAAGAAAGAACCUACCGAGUUUAGCGAAAUGUCGACACGCCAGGUGAAGCCGACCUCCCAGGAUGCCUUGUUCGAUUGGGCCACAGUCAUCGACGUCGCGUCUGGAGAUCCCUCUCGCUCCCAUGAGUUAGUGUACAAGACAGGUAGCGCCGACGCACGACAGCUCUCGUCUUUCAGCAGGGUCUCCAUUCGACUUUUCGGAGUAUUAGGACGUCAUAAUUUCCUUCAGUACGGCAACUGGAGUGGGGACGAACAUACCGCCCACAAGGCCACCUUCUUUGCUACCUUGGAGCCAGGUCCAUUCUCCACGCAGUACAAUGACCAGGUAGCGGCGGUGGAGGACGUCAAACGCUUAGUUUUUAAGCACCUCUCCGGAUUCCGAGAGAACCGCCGGCACGAAAAGCAAGACCUAUUUCUUCAGAGAAGGGUGUUUGAGAAGGUGGAUCGUUCUGGGGCGGCGCGCUCUUCGUUUAGACAAGAGGCUAUGCCUGCGAGCGACUCGAAACUCCAGGAGCUCUUCAAGAAAUGGCGGAUGGCGGAUGGCAUCCAGUUCGGCCGCAAGACGGAUGCCGGCAGUAUCGUUGCGUGUGAUCCACUUAUCUUCAACGAUGGCGAUUUCGUUGACAUACAAGCGACGUUCGAGAUAAUCACCACAUCCAGGAGAGACAGGCAACCUGUCGGCGCAGCGUCGAAGACUGUAACGGUCCAUAUUUCUCCGUCACAAAUCGUUCGCCUGAUGAAGGGAGAGGAGCUGGCGAAGAUAACGGGGCCGCUGUCAAAACCAACCGCGAUCCCUGCUCGUCCGGCCGUCGUCGCAGAAGAGAAGUUGAAGUUUGAUGAAGAGAAUGUCUUCGGAGACCCAGCGGUAUCGCCAUCGAACGUGGAAUGA